This is a messenger RNA of Hirsutella rhossiliensis, 2583 nucleotides long. RefSeq names its product type III restriction enzyme, res subunit domain-containing protein. Gene Ontology annotation, molecular function: ATP binding; DNA binding; ATP-dependent chromatin remodeler activity. NCBI's taxonomy places the organism in Eukaryota, Fungi, Ascomycota, Sordariomycetes, Hypocreales, Ophiocordycipitaceae. Gene Ontology annotation, cellular component: nucleus. The record is from RefSeq and is a predicted model, not a curated record. The transcript has 5 exons. The coding region runs from base 1 to 2583 and encodes 860 amino acids.
AUGGCGGCAUCCUCAUCAUCCGACGUCGAGUCCAUAAUGUCCGAUGCGCGCAACCCCGCCAGUCCCCCAAGUUCUCCGCCACCGGACGCCUCCCCCGAAGCAGACGGGGUCGAUGAUGCCUUGCAAAAGCACGAGGACCAGGCCCGUCAGGACAACAUCAAGGCCGAGGAGCAGCGUCGCAAAGCCUCGGACAAGAAACGGAAGAAGAAGAAAAAGGCAGAGACCAAGGCGGAGAGAGAGGCCAAGGCGCGCGAGCUCGACGAGCUCCUCAUGAAGUCCGCCGCAUUCAGUGAUAUUCUGACGAAGAAGACCCAGAUGGCACAACAGCCCAAGUGCCUCGUGGGCGGCACCAUGCGCGAGUACCAGCUCGAAGGCCUAACCUGGAUGUAUGAGAUUUGCGCUCAGGGCAUGAGUGGUAUUUUGGCCGACGAAAUGGGUCUCGGAAAAACCGUCCAGACCAUUUCCCUCAUCGCUCUCCUGCGCGAGCAGGAGAACUACCUGGGCCCCCAUCUCAUCGUCGCGCCCCUCAGCACCCUGAGCAACUGGAUGGACGAGUUCCACAAAUGGACGCCGUCAAUCCCUGUCAUCAUGUAUCACGGCAACCAGCGAGAACGCGAGUCCAUCUUCAAGUCGAGGAUGAUGAACAACCUCGAGCAAGGAAGGCCUAACACAAAGUUUCCCGUUGUGUGUACAUCUUACGAAAUGGUUCUCAGAGACCAACACAAUCUGUCGAGGAUAAACUGGGAGUUCAUCAUCAUUGAUGAAGGCCAUCGCAUGAAAAAUGCCGAGUCCAAGUUGUUCCAACAGCUGCGUCAGUUCUCCUCCGCAACGCGACUCCUGAUCACAGGAACGCCCCUCCAAAACAACCUCAAGGAGCUCUGGUCCCUCCUCCAUUUCCUUCUGCCAAACAUCUUUACAGAUUGGGACGCAUUUGAAUCCUGGUUUGACUUUUCCGACCUCGAGAACGAAGAGUCGACCGAAACCUUCAUCGGUGACAGAAAGAACCAAGACCUUGUCAAGAAGAUCCACCUGAUCCUCCAGCCGCUUCUACUCCGACGCAUCAAGCAGGAUGUUGCCGCUUACCUUCCCAAGAAGCGCGAGUACGUCCUCUUUGCUCCAAUGACCAAGGAGCAGACGGACCUGUACAACGCCUUCACGGACGGCGACACCGAUACACGGGCGUACCUUGAGCAAAUAGCCGUCGAGAAGAUGACGAGCUACCUUGCCCCCCCGUCCAAACCUCGUACCGCUGCCAAAAAACAAACGUCCCUCCCUCUUCGCCAAAGCCCAUCGAGCAAGAAGACGGCCGAUCGUCUUGCGCCCUCUGGACCCAACGCAUUCGCCUUGAUGAUGGGCAAGUGCGGACCCGGGCGCCCUCCUCAGAAAACGACGACCGCUGAGCCCCCCGCGCGCGCCGAGACUGCCGAGAGCAAGCUGUUGAAGCGCAAGGCUGCCCCGACUAGCCCUGUUCCCGACCCGAAGAGUGCCAAGUCAAGUAGGGCGUCGACUCCGGCCAGCUCUCGGGGGCGAGGCCGCAAGACGAGAUCGUAUAAGGAUGCUAACACAGAUGAGGAGGAUGCCUUGUCGGACGACGCGUUUGAAGCAAGGCUUGCAGAUGAGCUGGCCGCUGACGAGGUCAAGCAUGAGACGCAGGGGGACGCGAGGUCGCCGGAGGAGAUGAAACUUGCGCAGAGCCUGGAGCUUGCCAAAAAACAGAUUGCUCAGAAGAAACUAGGCAAUCCGCUCGCUCAGCUCCGGCUCGUCUGCAAUUCCCCUCACAACUUCUACAACCCCUGGGCCGCCAAUCCGAACAUCCCCGUCGACGAAUCCCUCAUCACGGCGUCAGGCAAGAUGCUGCUGCUCGACCGCCUCCUGCCCAAGCUGUUCAGGGAGGGCCACAAGGUGCUCAUCUUUUCGCAGUUCACAACGCAGCUCGACAUCCUCGAAGACUACUGCCGCGAACUCCGCGGAUGGAAGGUUUGUCGCAUCGACGGCUCCGUGCAGCAGGACAGCCGGCGGCAGCAGAUCCACGACUUCAACACGGAUCCCGAGCACAGGCUGUUCUUGCUGUCGACGCGGGCGGGCGGGCAGGGCAUCAACCUCGCGUCGGCCGACACCGUCGUCUUGUUCGACAGCGACUUCAACCCGCAGCAGGAUCUCCAGGCGCAGGACCGCUGCCACCGCAUCGGCCAGACGCGCCCCGUUAUCGUCUACCGCCUCGCCACGCGCGCCACCGUCGAGGAAUCCCUGCUCAUGUCCGCCGACGCCAAGCGGCGCCUCGAGAAACUCGUCAUCCGCAAGGGCGGCUUCAAGUCGAUGCACCAGAAGAUGAACAACACCUCGGCCGCCGCCAACGCGGAACAAGACCUUGACCCGGACACGCUCCGCCGCCUCCUCCUCCGCGACGGCCUCGUCUACCACACCUCGGGCGGCGACGACGUCCUUGCCGAGGCGGACCUGCGCGCCCUGUGCGACCGCAGCGACGACGCGUUUGACCGUGCGGCCAGCGGGCUGGGCGACGCGGAUCGGUACCGUGUUGUCGAGACGGGUGCGGAUGCUAUUCGCCUGACGCGCAAGGACUAG